Messenger RNA from Hippocampus zosterae (dwarf seahorse), 3338 nucleotides. RefSeq names its product TIMP metallopeptidase inhibitor 2a (gene timp2a). The record is from RefSeq and is a predicted model, not a curated record. Gene Ontology annotation, cellular component: extracellular matrix. Lineage: Eukaryota; Metazoa; Chordata; Actinopteri; Syngnathiformes; Syngnathidae. The coding region runs from base 263 to 925 and encodes 220 amino acids. Gene Ontology annotation, molecular function: protease binding; metalloendopeptidase inhibitor activity. Gene Ontology annotation, biological process: negative regulation of endopeptidase activity; negative regulation of membrane protein ectodomain proteolysis. The transcript has 5 exons.
CGAGCACCAGACGAAAACAAGGGUCUUUGAACGACACUUCGGAGCGCGCUCAACCUCGAAUGAGACACAAAAUCCGACUUCAUCUUCGCGACUUACGUCAAACGCUCUUCAUGUUGACGUCGUGACUCGCUCCUUGAAAAACAAACAAAAAAAAAUCGGUGCUACUUAUAUUAGGAAAAAACGUGAGUCGCUUCUCGUUGGCAUCUGCACUGCCAACACUGAAAAAAAAGAGAAAACUCGCGUCGCCGUUUCUGCGUCAACAAUGCCGCUGAGCCUGAACGGGGUCCUGUGCACGCUGGCGUUCCUGCUCGUGUGGCGGGCGGAGGAGCUCGCCCAGGCGUGCAGCUGCGCCCCGGUACACCCGCAACAGGCAUUCUGCAACGCCGACGUGGUGAUCCGAGCGAAGGUGGUGGGCGAGCGUGAGGUGGACUCCGGCAACGACAUCUACGGGAACCCCAUCAAGAGGAUUCAGUAUGACGUCAAACAGAUCAAGAUGUUCAAGGGACCCAAUCAGGACAUCGACACCAUCUUCACCGCGCCCAUGUCGGCCGUGUGCGGCGUCACCCUGGACACCAGCGGCAAGAAGGAGUACUUGAUCUCCGGCAAGGCCGACGCCGGCGGGCAGAUGCACGUGACGCUGUGCGAUUACAUUAUGCCCUGGGACUUCUUGAGCAACACCCAGAAAAAGAGUCUCAGUCAGCGCUAUCAGAUGGGCUGCGAGUGCAAGAUCGUGCGCUGCCCCUCACUGCCCUGCGAGAUCUCGGCCCCCGAGGAGUGCCUGUGGACGGACCUGAUGAUCGAGAAGCAGGUGUACGGUCGCCAGGCCAACCACUACGCCUGCGUCAAGCGCGCCGAUGGAUCCUGCUCUUGGUAUCGCGGAGUGGCCCCGCCCAAGAAAGAGUUCCUGGAUACAGAGGAUCCCUAGGGGAGGUACCACCGCUCAGGCCUGAAAGUAUCGAUUCGUACCCCGUGAAAACCAAAAAAAAAAAAAAAAAACAUCAUCAGGCCUUUUUGAUUAAGAGGUAGGGGAAAAAAAAGAAGAAUCUGUAGCCUCUGUGUCCAUUUUAAACCAAAUGAGGGUUCUUUGUUGUUGUCGCAUUGGAAGCAUGAGACUGGUCAAGUGAUGAUGUAUUUUCCUCCUGAGGCUGGCGUCAGGAGGACGCAAUGUUUUGUUUAGUUUUUUUUUUCCUUUCGUAGCAAUGGAGCACUUCCUCUGAAGCUCUUCUCAGUCCAAACCAAUCCAUCCCCGAACUGUGCAAGAUGAUUCACUUCAAUGACCUCAUCGUCCAUUUUAUCCAAAGCCAAAAUUCCAAGUUGCCUUUUUUUAAUAAUUUUUUUUAAUUUUUUGUGUCCUUUUUGAAACACGCCCACGUCAGGCUCGUCUUCUUUCAAAACAACCCAAUUCAGCAUUUUCGUUUGGUGACAAACGACUCACUGGACCAGUCUAUGGUGUGUUUGUGUACGUGUGUGUGUGUGUACACGACCAGAAAGAUACACAUUUGCUUGCUCCCAUUUUCCAUCAAGUAGGGUGAACCGACUUCAAAUGAGAGGCUUAUUUUUGACAAAUGUGUAAAAAUGAUCCAAGUCGAUUAAGUCGAAUCAAUUUUACUGAUCAUCUGAGCCCGCAAGGUUCCCCCCCUGAGUCAGCUAACUGAAGUCAGUAAACGGAUACCAUCUCAGUGGACCGACUCAACUUAGUGAACCGGUGCAGCCGAGUCACCCGAGCUGCUAACUUGAGUUCGUCCAGCGAUACAAAAGCGUCACAAAGUCCACCAACUCAAUCUGUGAAGUGAUACAUCUUCUUUAUCCUCCGACUGGCGGAUCGAUGCAACCAAGUCCCGCCAACUCGAAUCAGUGAGCGGUGACAUGUCGGCUGAUUCUUCGGUGGAAUGAUCCAACCGUGUCAAUGGAGUCGCCGAGCUUCUUAAGCCUCUCGUUUAAACUUUUGUACUGAAUUUCAUGUUAAAUGGGAGCAAGAAUGACCGUACAAGAGUUAUAUUUUUAGGAGCGAAUUCAAAUCAACUCUUAAUUGCAUUACUAGCCUGUCACCUUCUAACCGCGUCUCACCCUGCAGCUGUACAGCACCUACGCAUCUGUCAUUUUGUCCUGACUUGAGCAUUUAGUAUUAUUUCUACGAAUUAUUUACAGUGUCGUUUAACUAGAUUUGCACUUUUUUUUUUGGAGAGGAAGCAUUACCGAAAGGCCUGAACACUGAUGUUACAAUUUGUAUUAGUUGUGUUUUCAUGUUGAUGGCACGCCUCCCCACAGCAGGUCCUUGGUGAAAGGAAUUGAGUGACAAAAAAAGAUAUUUUUCAUUUUUUUAUUUUUAUUUUAUGGCUUAUGUUGGUGUCUUUUUAUUGAUUGUACAUGCAUUUUCACCGUUUGCCAAUGUAUGGAGGGCCCAGUGUGGCAUUGCUUGUCUUUUCGCCCACCAAGUUACUCGCCAAAGCUUUCUCACCGCCUUUUAGAUCGCACGUUUACAGCGCUGCUUUAUACGCAAAGAAAUUAGCUUAGAAAAAAAAGAAACAACAAAAUUGCGUACAGGCGCUUUCCACUUUAAAAGGUACUGCACCAUGAGAUAAAAACCAACAAAACGAGGUGGAUCGGAACCAUUUUAAAUGUAUUUGAACACCCAUUUUUAGUAAUUGCACAUUGCAACAGAUCUAAAAAAAAAUUUACACACCCCUGUUCAAAUAUAAUUUUUUUGUUGUUAUAAAUUGACACCAAGAUAAAUAAUUUUAAAAAAUCAAUUUACAUUCCAACUUAUUUGAAAUAGGAGUCAGCACACACCUCCCGCUAUUUCCAGUGCCGCUAAUAAAGUUCAGAUGCUCUAGUUGGCUUUUCCUGUCUUUUUAUUCUCUUUCCUGAAUAUUUUGUUCUGACCGAUUUAGAAUUUGGAAGUGUUCAUAAUUUCCCCAAAUAGCCACUGCGUUUCGCUAAAUGGUAAAGCGUUCCCCCUCAAAAUGAGGAAUGCUUUGUUGGUUUUCUUCAAAGUGAACCCGAUAAAUUGGCAAGUGAUUGUAUGGAAAAGGAGUAUUAGAGGCAUAAUUUAAACUCAAAUCUGUUUUGUGUGUUUUAGACUGUUUUUCCAUUCAUUGUCUUAAAAAAAAGUGUUUAGCCGUCGAGGCGAGGUCCUCUUGCGCUGGAGCACCGUGAGAGUGAAGAGAGAAUAUUCCUUUCUUUUUUUUUCUUUUUUCUUGCGUGAAUAAUGAUGAUGAUGGUGUUGAUGAUAAUAAUAGACCACCAUGCAUGUGUCAGAUGCUUUGUGUACAUCCGGUUAAAAAAAAAAAGGACCGAAGUAUUCCAUAUUAUCAAAUAAAAAGAUGCCUUUGAAAGGA